AUGAAGGAAAGAGGCAAAUCUGUUGAAUCAGAAACAGAGUACACAAACUUCUACCAAGAUUACAACUUUUACAACUCAUCAUCUUCCAACAUCCCCUGUAAAAAACACCCAUCUUCAUCCCCUGUUGGAAUAUGUGCAUAUUGCCUUAAAGACAGGCUCAUGAAGCUUGUGUGUUCAGAUUGUGGAGAACAGAGGCUUUCUUCAUGUUCUUGCUCUGAUGUUUCCUCCUACAGAAACUCUUCUUGCACUGUUGAUGUUGGAAGUGUUGGUAGAAUCUCAUUCUUGAUUGAAAAUGAUGACCAAAGAUCACUCUUUGAUUUCAAGAAACAGAGCAAGAAGGAAACAGAGGAUGUGCUUAUGUUCAAAAGGAGUAAUAGUUGUGUUGUUGAGGUGAAAAAGAGUCAUGGGUUUUGGAGGAUUGGGAAGCUUUUCAAGAAGAGGAGAGAGAAAGAGGAGUGUAGAGAGAGAAACAGUGAGAUUUGGGUGAAUGAUUGUGGGAUGGAUGUGUCUAGAUCAAGGUCUUUGUGUAGUUUUAGGGGUGGGGGGUUUGAUCAUGAGGGGGGGAGUGUUAGUGAUAUGGCGUUUUCGAGUGCGAAAAUAUCGGAUUUUAAUGAGUCUGAGCCCAGGAAGAGUGGAUUUAGAGGUGGAUUGAUGGAUUUUGAACAUGGGUUUUCGGCAAAAGAGAGCGAAUUUAGUCGAAUUCAUGAUGAUUCGAGUUUUAUUGAUUUGAAACUUGAUUUAUCGGAUCGGUCGAAAACAGAGUACUCUGUUUUUAAUAAAACAGAGUACCCUGUUUUCAAAAGCCCAUUAGAGGUUGGUGGUUGUGGUGGUGGCGGUGGCAGUGGCGGUGGUGUCGGUGGUGGCGGAUUAUUAUCAUCAUCAUCAUGUAGGAUUACAGUGAAUGAGAGGGGGAUUAAGAAGGGGAGUAAAGGGCAUAGUAAGGUAUGGAAGUGGAUAUUCAAGCAACAUUCUGGGAAGAAAGAUUUGAAUCACAUUUUGGAAUCUUGA
Helianthus annuus (common sunflower) is the source of this 1008-nucleotide messenger RNA. RefSeq lists its product as uncharacterized. The record is from RefSeq and is a predicted model, not a curated record. The transcript has a single exon. Lineage: Eukaryota; Viridiplantae; Streptophyta; Magnoliopsida; Asterales; Asteraceae. The coding region runs from base 1 to 1008 and encodes 335 amino acids.